Fusarium vanettenii 77-13-4 is the source of this 924-nucleotide messenger RNA. RefSeq lists its product as uncharacterized. The annotation marks the transcript as partial. Lineage: Eukaryota; Fungi; Ascomycota; Sordariomycetes; Hypocreales; Nectriaceae. Gene Ontology annotation, biological process: mRNA splicing, via spliceosome. Gene Ontology annotation, cellular component: catalytic step 2 spliceosome; U2 snRNP; precatalytic spliceosome. The record is from RefSeq and is a predicted model, not a curated record. Gene Ontology annotation, molecular function: RNA binding. The transcript has a single exon.
GCGCUCAGCACUCCAGAAGGUUCCUGGCAUACCGACUACCGCGACACUGCCUACAUCUACUUUGGCGGUCUACCCUACGAGCUAUCCGAAGGCGAUGUCGUAACAAUCUUCUCCCAGUUUGGGGAGCCUGUCUUUCUCAAACUCGUCCGCGACAAAGAAACGGGCAAGUCCAAGGGCUUUGGAUGGCUCAAAUAUGAGGAUCAACGGAGCACCGAUUUGGCAGUCGACAACCUAGGCGGAGCAGAAAUUGGUGGUCGCCUCGUCCGUGUGGACCAUGCGCGGUACAAGGCUCGGGACGAUGAAGACCCAGAAGAGUUCAAGGUCGGCUGGGAGGACAUCAUGAAGCGAGAGGGACAGGCCUUGUCAGAAGACGAGAGCAGUGAGGAGGAGCAGAGACGACCUAUGCUGCCCGAGGAGAGAGAACUAGCGCUGCUCAUGCAGGAACAUGACGAUGACGAUCCUAUGAAGGGAUUCCUGAUCGAGGAAAAGAAGAAGGAAGUUGAAGAGGCCCGGCGCAACGCCGACAAGAAGGACCGGAAACACAAACACAGACAUCAUCGAUCGCACCGAUCUAGGAGGGACGAUAGCAGGGAAGACAGACACCGCAAAUCGCGCCGGGAUGAGACUCCUGUAGAAGGAGACGAACGGCGCCACGAGAAAGAGUCGCGAAGACACAGAGAUCGAGACGACGAUCGUGACCGGCGAAGGGAUAGGGACAGGAGAAGGGACAGAGAGGAUGAAGACGGCGAACGGGAUCGGGAUCGCAGGAGGGACCGAGACCGAGAUCGAGACCGUGAGCACAGGAGACGUGACCGAGACGAGGAUGACGAGUCACGGCAUAGGCGACAUAGGGACGAGGAUGACAAGGACAGGAAACCAAGGAGACGCAGUAGAAGUCGGUCGCCACGACGGCGCGAUGAUUAG